UUUCCUGCAGAACAUCCUUAUGAUUCUCAUAUAUCACGGUUUGCUGUAUUUCCUAACUUUAUCUCACCAGAGGAUCCUAUACGAGGUGUUGCUGGACAAACAAGACAACCAAUUCAUGCUGAACAACCAGCCAACUCUUAUGAUGUACAAAUUUUACACAAAACAAAAGGUGCUGGUAUAAGGCAUGAAGUUCUAACACUUCCUAAAGAAUCUGAGAAGAAACCAUUAUAUUGGCAAGGAGAAAAUCAUUUCGAUCAAGUUGUAAAGACUCAUGGAAAUCGACAGAACUUUUAUCCAACACCACCAAAAUCUGUGGCACCAAAUCUUCAAAACAGACCAGUGGAACAUAAAGUUUCUGAAAAGACUGCAGAUACCAUGAGAAAUAUAGAAAGAUCACAUUGGCUAACCAGUAAUCAAUUGGAUUAUGCUGGAUUAGGGCCUAGUAAUCCAAUGAAAUUAAACAACUUGGAAGAUAAAAAGGAACAUUUUACUAAUACUGGCGAAAUCGAUAACAAUCUGUAUUCCCAUUUCGCGAAUACAUUCGAUCCACCAAGACCACACGAAGGUAGAAUAGCAAGAUUGUCUUUAGCUGAGAAGAAACCAACAAUGUCAGAACAGUUUCAAAACAAUCUUCCUUCGACAUCAAGGUAA
Molecule: messenger RNA, 651 nt
Organism: Lottia gigantea (owl limpet)
Lineage: Eukaryota; Metazoa; Mollusca; Gastropoda; Lottiidae
Exons: 4
Cellular component (GO): centrosome
Source: RefSeq, a predicted model, not a curated record